This is a messenger RNA of Humulus lupulus (European hop), 1788 nucleotides long. Its product is annotated as zinc finger BED domain-containing protein RICESLEEPER 2-like. The record is from RefSeq and is a predicted model, not a curated record. NCBI's taxonomy places the organism in Eukaryota, Viridiplantae, Streptophyta, Magnoliopsida, Rosales, Cannabaceae. Gene Ontology annotation, molecular function: DNA binding. The transcript has 4 exons. Bases 1 to 1788 code for a protein of 595 amino acids.
AUGUCAACCCAAGAUGUUACCGAGUCUAAUUGUGUGGAUGAUGUUGAUUUUGUUCCUUCAACAAAUAUACAAGAAGUGCAAUCUCUUGAUAAUAGAAGUGAUGUGAAUGAGAGUAGAGGUAUAAAACGAAAGAAAACAUCUCCUGCAUGGGAUCAUUUUACAUUGCAAAAGAUUGAUGGUAAACUAAAAGCAGUUUGCAAUCACUGUGGGAGGAAAUUAGUGGGAGAGAGUAGUAAGGGGACUAAACACUUACUUCUUCACAUGGAAAGAUGUCCAGUAAGACAGAAACAACUUGCCAAGAAUCCUACCGCAAGCCCCUCAGUUACCUUCAAUCUUGAUCCUGAACUAGGAAGAAAAAAGUUGGCUGAAAUGAUCAUUCUACAUGAGUACCCUUUGUCGAUGGUAGAGCAUAGUGGUUUUAUAGACUAUUCGAAUACUAUUUCACCUAUGUUUCAAAUGGUGUCAAGGAAUACAAUUAGGUCUGACAUUUUGAAAAUAUACAAGAUUGAGAAAGAAAAAUUUCGAGAAGUUUUGGAGAAAAAUAAAAGUAGAAUAGCCUUAACCACUGAUAUGUGGACGGCCAAUCAUCAAAAGAGGGGAUAUAUGGCUGUGAUAGCUCACUUUAUUGAUGACUCUUGGAAGUUGCGUAGUCAAAUUAUAAGCUUUAGAUAUGUGCCAUGCCCACAUGAUGCUCCAACACUUACAGAAACUCUAAGUUCUUGCAUGUCUGAAUGGAAUAUUGAACACAAGAUUAGUACAGUGACUGUAGAUAAUUGUACUACGAACGAUGCAAUGAUUCCACUUUUGAAGGAACAAUUUGAUUCUAAGUGUUUCCUUUUAAAUGGAAAGCUACUUCAUAUGCGUUGUUGUGCACAUAUUUUGAAUCUAAUUGUUAGGGAUGGCUUGUCUGUUAUUGGCGACAGCAUUGACAAGAUUCGAGAUAGUGUUGCUUAUUGGUCAAGCACACCAAAGAGGUAUGAAAAAUUUGAGGACACUGCUCGUCUUCUCGGAGUGACAUGUACUAAGAAACUGUCACUUGAUUGUGUGACAAGGUGGAAUUCAACGUACUUGAUGCUCAAAACAGCUUUAUUGUACAAGAAAGUGUUUGAACGAUCAAAGCUACGUGAUCCAAAGUAUAAAUGUCUACCAUCAGAUGAUGAUUGGAUUAGAGCUCAGAAAUUAUGUGACAACAUGGAUGACAUCAGUGAGUUGUUUAUUAAGAAUAUGGCAACUCAAAUGAUGUCUAAGUUUCAAAAGUAUUGGGAAGAGAUUCAUGGACUUAUGACUGUUGCAGUUGUUUUGGAUCCAAGGUACAAAUUUAUGUUGAUCGAAUAUUUUUUUCCUAAGCUUUAUGGAAAUGAUCUAUAUGAGAUUGAGAUUGAGAAGGCCCGCAAGCUUUGUUAUGAUCUAUUAGAUGAGUAUAAGUCUAAAUGUCCUGAUUUAAGCGAAAGAAGUCAGCAAUUGGAUAAUACAUCAGCAUCUUUUUCAACAAAGGAUGAUCUAUCGAACUAUGAUACAUAUGUUAUAGUUGCAUCUGGUGCAGAGAAUGUGAAGUCAGAGUUAGAUGCCUAUUUGGAUGAGAAGGUGUUACCUAGGACUGAUGAAUUCUUUGAUAUAUGCAAUUAUUGGAAGAGUCUGCAUUUAGCACUGGUGGUAGACAUGUGGGUUCACAUCGAUCGAGACUUCAUCCAACUACAUUGGAGGCAUUGGUCUGUACUCAAAGUUGGAGCGACUAAACUAGUCACCAUUAAUGAUGAAGAUAAUGACAUAGAUCCAACUAUGUUUUAG